Molecule: messenger RNA, 7827 nt
Organism: Pongo pygmaeus (Bornean orangutan)
Lineage: Eukaryota; Metazoa; Chordata; Mammalia; Primates; Hominidae
Gene: DGKE
Product: diacylglycerol kinase epsilon
Exons: 12
Coding region: 357-2060 (567 amino acids)
Biological process (GO): phospholipase C-activating G protein-coupled receptor signaling pathway
Cellular component (GO): membrane
Molecular function (GO): ATP-dependent diacylglycerol kinase activity
Source: RefSeq, a predicted model, not a curated record
CGCCCCCUUCCCCUAGGCCCCGCCCCCAGCCGCAGUGCCCUGCCCCUUCCAUCAGUCUCCAGCCUCCUCCACGGCCCCGCCCCCUCAGACCGGUCUGUCUCCCCUCCCACCUCACACCUCCGCCCCGCCCGUCAGCCCUGGCUCCGCCCAGCCACGGGGCUUGCCGCCACAGGCCCCGCCUCCAGCUCGCGGCCCCGCGCGCCGGAUCGGCGUGCGUGCGGCUAGAGCCUCAAGCGUUUCCUCCGCCCGGCUUCAUCGCUGCCCGGGACCCAGCGUCGCUCUCCUGCGCGAGGCGGCCAAGGCCUGCUGGCCAGGAGCCGCCCCUCCACUCGCGCGAGGUAUCGUCCUUGGAGAAGAUGGAAGCGGAGAGGCGGCCGGCGCCGGGCUCGCCCUCCGAGGGCCUGUUUGCGGACGGGCACCUGAUCUUGUGGACGCUGUGCUCGGUCCUGCUGCCGGUGUUCAUCACCUUCUGGUGUAGCCUUCAGCGGUCGCGCCGGCAGCUGCACCGCAGGGACAUCUUCCGCAAGAGCAAGCACGGGUGGCGCGACACGGACCUGUUCAGCCAGCCUACCUACUGCUGCGUGUGCGCGCAGCACAUUCUGCAGGGCGCCUUCUGCGACUGCUGCGGGCUCCGCGUGGACGAGGGCUGCGUCAGGAAGGCCGACAAGCGCUUCCAGUGCAAGGAGAUUAUGCUCAAGAAUGACACCAAGGUCCUGGACGCCAUGCCCCACCACUGGAUCCGGGGCAACGUGCCCCUGUGCAGUUACUGUAUGGUUUGCAAGCAGCAGUGUGGCUGUCAACCCAAGCUUUGCGAUUACAGGUGCAUUUGGUGCCAGAAAACAGUACAUGAUGAGUGUAUGAAAAAUAGUUUAAAGAAUGAAAAAUGUGAUUUUGGAGAAUUCAAAAACCUAAUCAUUCCACCAAGUUAUUUAACCUCCAUUAAUCAGAUGCGUAAAGACAAAAAAACAGAUUAUGAAGUGCUAGCCUCUAAGCUUGGAAAGCAAUGGACCCCAUUAAUAAUCCUGGCCAACUCUCGUAGUGGAACUAAUAUGGGAGAAGGACUGUUGGGAGAAUUUAGGAUCUUGUUGAAUCCAGUCCAGGUUUUUGAUGUAACUAAAACUCCUCCUAUCAAAGCCCUACAACUCUGUACUCUUCUUCCAUAUUAUUCAGCUCGAGUACUUGUUUGUGGAGGGGAUGGGACUGUAGGGUGGGUCCUGGAUGCAGUUGAUGACAUGAAGAUUAAGGGACAAGAAAAGUACAUUCCACAAGUUGCAGUUUUGCCUCUGGGAACAGGCAACGAUCUAUCCAAUACAUUGGGUUGGGGUACAGGUUAUGCUGGAGAAAUUCCAGUUGCACAGGUUUUGCGAAAUGUAAUGGAAGCAGAUGGAAUUAAACUGGAUCGAUGGAAAGUUCAAGUAACAAAUAAAGGAUACUACAACUUAAGAAAACCCAAGGAAUUCACAAUGAACAACUAUUUUUCUGUUGGACCUGAUGCUCUCAUGGCUCUCAAUUUUCAUGCUCAUCGUGAGAAGGCACCAUCUCUGUUUUCUAGCAGAAUUCUUAAUAAGGCGGUUUACUUAUUCUAUGGAACCAAAGAUUGUUUAGUGCAGGAAUGUAAAGAUUUGAAUAAAAAAGUUGAGCUAGAACUGGAUGGUGAGCGAGUAGCACUGCCCAGCUUGGAAGGUAUUAUAGUUCUGAACAUCGGAUACUGGGGCGGUGGCUGCAGACUAUGGGAAGGGAUGGGGGACGAGACUUACCCUCUAGCCAGGCAUGACGAUGGUCUACUGGAAGUCGUUGGAGUAUAUGGGUCUUUCCACUGUGCUCAGAUUCAAGUAAAACUGGCUAAUCCGUUUCGAAUAGGACAGGCACAUACAGUGAGGCUGAUUUUGAAGUGCUCCAUGAUGCCAAUGCAGGUGGAUGGGGAGCCUUGGGCCCAAGGGCCCUGCACUGUCACCAUAACUCACAAGACACAUGCAAUGAUGUUAUAUUUCUCUGGAGAACAAACAGAUGAUGACAUCUCUAGUACUUCGGAUCAAGAAGAUAUAAAGGAGACUGAAUAGAUGGAUGAGGGAGUGAAAACUUUGCAUAGAAUCCUCACGCAAGUAGAUACAUGUUCAUCCAAAAGUAUUAAUAGAAAUUCUCUAUCAGCUAUUCAGUCUUAAUUUCACUAGUAGUAUAAUGGGUAUACUUUUUUGUAAAUAGCAUCCCCAAACCUGCCAGCCUUCAGUUAUUUACAAAUGUUUGUUCUUUUUUCAGCAAAAUACUUCAAAUGAAUAGUAUUAACUUACGAAAAGUCACAAAAACUUACAUGAGAGUGAAAAUUUGUUAUGACUGUUUUGAGAGUGGGACUCACUCUGAAGUAUGUGCUGUCUCAUUUCUUAUUUUUGAACCAUGCAUAUGACGGACACACAAUGGAUGGACACAUUGUAUCUCCAACAAGGUGUGGGUGGAAAGACCAAAUUAACCUGCUUUUUUGAAAGGAAAUGAUUACUGUCAAACCAGCAUGGUUAAUUGUGGGCAUCCUCCUGCAGCAUGCCUCUUAAGAUUUUCUACAGCCCAAACCAAGUGUAUAUUUUAGGAACUUAUUCAGACACGUAAAUGUUGUUUAAUUCUGUAGGUAACCAUUUGAGCUGAAAUUCAGGAUCUUUUUUAUAACACCAGUGUAGCCAAAAGAGAAACAGAUAAUUGAAUUGGUAAGAAAUAAGAUUCAGAGCACUUGGGAUUGUAAGUUAUAGGUUCUGAGCUGAACAGUUUAUCAGCCACUCUUUUUAUUAAAAGACAGUGUCAACAUUUCAAAAAAUGUGCUUAAAUGGUGAGAUUAAUUGCUUAGGAAAAGCUCAAGGCUGACUGAUAAGUUUUAAAAAUUUGGUGGUCUUGUAGUAUUUUGAAAUACAGUAGUCUUUUAACAGAAUUUCCCCUUAGAGAGGUAAGUGGACAGAAAUCUUUGCUAAAAUGUUUAUAUCAUAUUUAUUUUAAAAUGAGAGAGAUAUAUUUUUAAAUUAUUUAUUAUUUACCUUGUGGUAUGGUACCUGUGUUUAGUGUUUACGUUCUGUAGCUUUAUUUAUUAAGUUAAAUUGAUCACAUAAAUUCUGCUAGUCACAAUCAGAUAGAAAUUUAGUCUAUUAAUUAAAAUUCUAAUUUAAUUCUCCUGACAGAAAUCUAGAUAUUCUUAUUCUUCACAAAUCUUCCUCAUUGUAUUGAAAAAUGAAGGAGGGCAUGGAAAGCACUAGGGAAUUACUUUUGGAUAACUGAAAGCUUUGUUUCAUUGUUUUAUUUGCCCCUCAAUUGCCACAAACUUACUGAAGGGCUAGUUUCAUGGUUCCCAUUAAAGGGUACUUGUUCGCUGCUGUUGACCAGCCCAAGAGUCAUGACCCACAGGUAGGCUGACCCAGUGGGCAUCCAGCCUGGUGUUUUUCUGACACAUGGCCCAUUUGUAGGCUUUGUGGUCUUUAAUGACAUUAAUCUCUGAAAGAUCAGAAUGUAUCCCCCAAAAUACCAUUAGCUGUCUUUGAGGGUCUGUUAUGAAUCUGUCAUCCGUGAAUUGCCAUAAACCUAAGUUUGCCUCACCUAAGGCCCAGACCAUGUUUUCAAAGAGCAACUUUGUAAUGUAUACAGUAGUCAGUACAUUUUAUGAAAUACUUUAUUUUGCUAAAUUAACCUCUUCCAGAUCUCCUCGGGUGAUCUUAAAUUCUAGUCUUGAGAAACUUUGUGAGCAGAUCUGUUUUCAGCUUAUUUAUAUACUUUUCAUGGUAGGUAACCAUGGCAUUGAGGAUGGCAGAGUUUUGUUGUUGUUUUUUUUUUAAUGGGCCAAUCAUGUUCUGAGUAUUAUGAAGUUUAUCCUUUCAUUCAUGAUCAAAAUUGUUAAAGACAUCACAUUUUGUAAAUACACUGUUAAAUCCACUUUGCUGUAGGUUGUAGUUUACCUGUUAUAUAAUUCGUAGUGCUAAUUGUAGUAGAAGCAAAUCAGUUUAGGAUGUUGGAAUUAAAAUAAUCACAAUAACUAAUACAGUUUUUUAAUUGUGAAAACUACAAUUAAAAAUUAUAGUUUUAAUACCAACCAUAAUAUUACAUUAUAUUUGGAACAGGCUUAUGUAAAAUGCCCUCAUUUAUCUAAAUAAGUUGAUUUUUUGGUUAUCGUAAUCUAGUAAGGUUUUUGCAUCACUACUGAUCUGUCAUGAAGUUUUUCUGCUGGCUUAUUCACUUAUUUAGACUUCAUUUAGGGAAGCUAUUUCAGAAUACCAUAUCAUAAAACGUAUCAUUAUCUUGUUUUUGCAAAAUUCACUUACUUUUUUGGGCACAUUUACCCAGCAUUUCAAAUAAGUGUAUAGGCAUGUGCCUUGUUUAAAUAAGUACAAUUUAUAAGACUUCAUGUUUGCAAGUUACAUAUUAGGGUAGUGAUUGUUUAUAUUACCAGGGAUUCUACACUUUACCAAAAAAAUUGCCGUAAGAUUUUCCUGUUCCAUUUUAAAUUGUCUUGAUAUUUAAAAAAAUAACUUCUACAUUCUCAGGAAGAAAUACAUGAAGGAAAUCAUAUCUCCAUGUCUGUUUCCAGAUUUCUCUCAUCUUUUUACUAUCCCAAUACAUUCCUAAUUCCUAUAAACGUAGUGGCUUAAAUACUGAAUACCUGGCAGCUCUUAAAGAUCUCGUCGGCAGGUGAUGAUGAUUUUCAGUGUUUUCUCAUGUUUAAUAGAAAUCAGACUGACUUGUGUUUUAAAAUACAAGUUGUCUACUAGUAAAGUUACAUGAUUUAAGUGUGUUUUAGGUUUUCUGCAACAAUUAGCUGUGAACCCCUAAUGUAGCUAAUGUUUAUACAAAUUUUAUAAUCAAAAUUAUUGAUUUUUAUUUUUUUAGAGUAUGUCAAAAACAUAUAGUGUUUGCUUUGUGAAAUACAUUUGCUUAGAGUUAUAAAGUAUACUGUGACUCAGAAAUUGUAAAGUCAAUUUGCGUUGUAAAAAUGAAUACUACCGGCAUGUCAAAAGAAAAAUAAUUUGCAUUUGUAAUAUAAAGUAAAAUUGUAUUUAAUAUAUUUAUUGAAUUUUAAAUUUGCACUAACUUGAAAACUUUAAAGGUUAUACUAAUUUAAAGAUUAAUAUGGACCCAAAUACAUAAUUUGGCCAAAAAAGUCAUUAGAAUGGGUAAUGGCUUUGUGUGGUUUUCCUUCAAAAUGAUAAUAUUGAAGCAAGAACCAGUGUUUUAUAUUGAUAAUGUUUUUUACUAUUUCUACCCAGUUGAGGACAGUGGAAUAUAAGUAGAUAUAUUUAAAAUAUCUAGAUAUUUAAAAAGAAAGAAAAGGUUGUUUAUCCCAAUCUGAAUUCAUUCUCAGCAACAAGACAGAAAAGGGUUUGGGUUUUGCUUUUAAACCGUAUCCCCCUGUCUUUUUCAGUUUUUCCCUUGAAGCCUUUCUCUUGUUCCUCAGAGUACGCGCUGCAGGCUAUCUGCAGCAUCAGAAUGCCUGGGCAGGCUGUUGAAAGUAUGGAUUCCUGAGCCCAACCCUUAACUUAAUGAUUCCCUGUCUCUGGAGAUGCAACAUAGAAAUCUCUGUUUUUAUUAACAAGUGCCUCAGGCGAUUCUUAAGCAUACUGAAAUUUGAAAGCUUCUGGUCUGAACCUCAUGUAUUCACCUAGGGCUUUUGCUAGGUGGGAUACCAUGCCGAAAAAUUGAAUUAAUUGUAUGUUCUUAAAAUUGUUUUUCUUCUACUCCACUGUCCUCUUCCCUCAAAAUCACUUUUCUAAAAGAACUCUAUGAAAAACUUAUUUGUAUCAUACCCAAAUAGAUAUAUUUGUCUGAACUCCGUUACAUAAAAAUUGAUAUGAUUCAUAUGUGGAAUCAGUUUUUGGACUGUGACCCAUGCAGUGUUGGGGGACAAGGAGUUGCUUCAGGAGUUAGUGCAGUGCGCCUCCAAGGGGCAGUGAGCCAUGGAGGCUCCUGCCUUCUCACUGCAAUCAAUGCAGCCACACUUGUGUAUACUGAGUGCUGCUUCAGAUCUCAGUAGAUAAAAUAAUUCCACAUUUAAAAUGAUUCUGCUAUUUUUUAUAAAGAGUUUGAAAGCCAAUACUAUAAUGACUUUCUCACCUAAUUGAUUUUCUACUAAUUUUUACAUAUUCAGAAACUUCAUGUUUUUUUGGUGGACAGAAUAUUUUGGAGGUCUCCAUCGCUGCUUAGAAUGUGGCCACUUGGCUGUUUCACAGUUUUUAAAGCUAUUUUAUUGAAUAGUAAAGCAGUGAACUUAGCCUUUGUUCUUUGUGUUUCUAAUUUAAGUAUAUAGUCUAUUUAAUUUUAGAUAUGUAAAUACACAUCAAUACAUAUAUAUUUACCCAUGUUGCCCUGUGUAGUCAGUGCAUGAGGCUUGCAUAGCCCAAAAAGGUACAUUCCAGGGUUCUGGGGAAAGAAUUUUAAAAUGCCAUCCUCUAAUACAGACGUUUAUAAAACUUAAAUGAAAUGAUUGAGCUUAACCAUCUGCAAGAAUGUCUGCAGAAAAUAAAUCACCUAGAAACUAUAAAUAGAAAUGUCCUGCUGAGGCUGGGCACCUGUAAUCCCAGCACUUGUGGGGGCUAAAGCAGGCGUAUCACCUGAGGUCAGGAGUUUGAGACAAGCCUGGUCAACAUGGUAAAAUGCCGUCUCUACUAAAAAUACAAAAAAAAUUAGCCAGGCACAGUGGCACAUGCCUUUAAUCCCAGCUAAUCAGGAGGCUGAGGCAGGAGAAUUGCUUGAACCCAGGCGACAGAGCUUGCAGUGAGCCGAGAUCACACCACUCUGCACUCCAGCCUGGGCAACAGAGCAAGACCAUCUCAAAAAAAAAAAAAGGCGGGUCACGCCUGUAAUCCCAGCACUUUGGGAGGCUGAGGCAGGCGGAUCACGAGGUCAGGAGACUGAGACUAUCCUGGCUAACACGGUGACACCCCGUCUCUACUAAAAAUCCAAAAAUUUAGCCAGGCGUGGUGGCGGGCGCCUGUAGUCCCAGCUACUUGGGAGGCUGAGGCAGGAGAAUGGUGUGAACCCGGGAGGCGGAGCUUGCAGCAAGCCGAGAUAGCGCCAUUGCAGUCCGGCCUGGGCCAAAGAGUGAGACUCCGUCUCAAAAAAAAAAAAAAAAAUGUGUUGCUGGUAUCAGAUACCAGACCAAGAACACUUCAGUCUGUCUAAGGAUGCCCUGAGCUACCUCACUGUUAAAGGACGACAUCAACACAGAAUGCACUAAACAGGAAAUAAGCUGUAAUCUAGAGAAUUUCCAUUAUGUGUUACUUUUUGGUGACUAACAUGGAAUGUUGAAAAGGAAGAGCUGGAAAGCUCAGUUGUUUUCCUUGUUCCUCUGACAUUGUCCAGGCAAGAGGGCAUCCUGAUCAGAUGAGUAGAUUUGGCUGAGAAAAACGCUAGAGUAAGGCAGGCACUUUGUGGAGUUGGAUGAUGAUGGCUCAUAAAAACGUUUGUUCUCAAUCCAGUUCAGGGCUCUGCCAGCAGUCUUUCAGAUUUGAACUGCUUAAACAAACCCUACAGAUAAAUUGGCACUCUGAUUUGUAAUUCUGUUUGUACAAGUUUAGAGCAGCCUAGCUCGAGUCCUCAACCCCAGUCCUCUUAGAAGUGAACUGAUUGCACUGGAUCCCUAAACCCACAAUGUUGGGGACACAUGUGAUGACUCCACUUGCGCAGCCAACUGGCCUCUUGCACUUUCCCCUCCCCACCACUUGUAACUACCACUUAAAUACCCUGUGUUAAUUGCUUUUGUUGUGUUGGGUCUGUAUUUUUGUGGUCAGUGCCUGCAGGCAGAAAUGUGAAAGCAUUUGGUAUGUUGAAGAUACUUGCUUGUUUUUUAAUAAAAUUAAAAGUGCAGCA